AUGGAAGUGGGUAAUACCCUGGCCAAUACUGUAGCGAUUGUGGCCAUGGAGUCGAAUGCGAAACUUUGCGAAAUGAUUCAAUAUCUAGCAAGGCCUCACCGUUUGGGUCAAAUGAAUCAUCAAGUGCACUGCUAUGUUACGUAUUCUGAGGGUACCAUUGAGGAAAAGCAGAUGGAGAGGAACAAGAGUAAUCUCCAUGUCGCUGCAUUCACAGACGCAAUGGGAAUGUCUCCAGUAGUUAUUUCAUCAGAUGAAUCGGAUGGUUCAGAUAAGGGGUGA
Hymenoscyphus albidus is the source of this 279-nucleotide messenger RNA. NCBI's taxonomy places the organism in Eukaryota, Fungi, Ascomycota, Leotiomycetes, Helotiales, Helotiaceae. The record is from the annotation of a GenBank genome assembly.